Messenger RNA from Callorhinus ursinus (northern fur seal), 5187 nucleotides. The record is from RefSeq and is a predicted model, not a curated record. NCBI's taxonomy places the organism in Eukaryota, Metazoa, Chordata, Mammalia, Carnivora, Otariidae.
GAGGCCUUUGCCUUCAUCUCUGCAUGAGCUCUCCCUCCCCAGAGACCAACUCUUUUUUAUUUUAUUUUAUUUUAUUUUUUAAUUUAUGUCUGGAAGCCUGGCUACUCUGCAUCUGGGAUUGGGGAUGUUCGGGUGGGGCGUGGUCCGUGUUCAGUGUUCUAGCAACGUGUGUGUGUGUGUGUGUGUGUGUGUGUGUGUGUGUGUGUGUGUGUGUAAAGGCUGCAGCCAAAAUACCAUCUGGCCAGAUGGGCCCACCCACUGACUGUCUACUCUCAUUCUUUCCAACCCGGAGGGAUGUGCUGGGGAUGGGGAGGUCACACCAUUGGAAUGGGGAGGGAGGUCUGUGGCUGCAAUUUUACUCUCCUUCCCCCACCCUCCCCUAUCUGUCUCCGGUUACCGUGGGCCCGCCCCUCCAACUGAGUGGCACAGAAAUACCUACAGAUAUGUAUGUGGGUGGAUGUGUGUGGGGUAUGGGUGUGGAUAAGAGUGGGCAGGUGAGAGGAUAGAUAAGUGGUUAGGUGGACUGAUGGAUAAAUAAGUGGAAGGUUGCACAGAUCAAUGAUGGGGGAGGUUGAGAAAUACACAGGCAGAUGGAUGGAUAGGCAAAUGGAUGAAUAAAUGGAUAGAUGGAUAGGUUGGAGAUGUAAGUAGACGGAUGGCCAGGGGAAUGGAUGGAUGGAUGAGGAAGAGUGAAGAGUAGCUCCCGGCAAGCUCGGAGGGGCGGGGAGAGAGAAGCAGAGGAGGAGGAGAACUCGGGCAGCUCUGCAGCGGGGGGCAGGAGCUCCGGUGUUUGGUACCCCCAGCCCCACCGCUGUGGCCGCCGCUGCAGCGGGGACACAGACCAGCCCCUAACGGUGGGACGCAGCUUCGCCUCGGCCUCCCCCAUCCGCCCCCCCCCGCAAGGCCCGCCAGCCCCCCUCCCUGGAGACACACCCAACUCCCUUUAACACCCCACCCGCUCUCCAACCCAUUUUGCUGGGGGGAAGGGGGACCCCUCCUCUUAGUCUUUAUCCAACCUCUGGGUGCUCUGGGGCUGUGCCCAACUUCCAGUUGAGCCCCAGGGGGCUUCCUCAGGCCUCUUCCCCCCCCCCCCCGUGGAACUCUUGAGAGGGUGAACCAGACUUUCUCAGCACCACCCCCAUACCCCUCGCUCCCAGACACCUCUCGGUCUCUGAAAAAUAACCUAGCCCCAUAUCUACCCCUUUAGAUGCCCCACUCCCUUCUCCAGCCCCUCUAGGGGGCCCCACCUUGCCUUCCUUCCCCAGAACUCCUGUAGAGUGUAGAUACCCCCCCCAGGCUAUUCUUGGCAGCUCCAGGCACUCCCAAGACACCUGGCAGCCUCUUUACAACCUCCUGGUUCUAUAGCCACCUCUUCCGUGCACGAACCCCUUUCCUGGAUCCAUGAGGGAGCUCCAAUCCCCUAAUCUUUUCCUCAGAAGUUUUGAGGGUGUGGAUGACCCGCCUCACUUUUCUCGGCCCCUCUAGAACCCCCCUCUAGACACUCUCGGCCUCUUUGAAACACCUCUGCUCCCAUUUCCACCCCUCUGGACGUCAGCCCCGGUCCCUUCUCCAAGCCCACUAAGGGGUCCCAGCCCCAUCUUCCCUCAGAACUCUUGAGAGUGUGGACAACUCCCCAGUGUUCCUUGCCCUCCUAGGCACCCCAGACAUCUCGCAGGCACAUGCUGACCCCUCGAGAGCCAUCCCUGUCUCUCUAAACACUCCCUCAGAUCCUUCUCCGCCCCUCCGGGCGCCCCUUUGCUGUUCUUCUCCAUGCGCCCUAGCCCCUCCUCCGUAGGUCCCUCAAGACAACCCCCAAGUCCCCCCCCGACCCCCCAAAUGCCCCCCCAGCCCCCCCCCGUCCCCCUAGUUCCUCCUGGUUCCUCUUUGCCUCCGUUGACACCCCCCGCUUGCUGUGCCAGUGGCCCAGGGCCCCUUCCAAGCCCCCACCACCCUGGAGACAGCCCCCCUCUCCUAAGGGCCCCCCCCCCCAAGUCUCCGUGGGCCUGGGGCGCGGCAGGAUGGCGGCAGGCGUGGCCACGUGGCUGCCUUUCGCGCGGGCGGCCGCGGUGGGCUGGUUGCCCCUGGCCCAGCAGCCCCUGCCCCCCGCGCCGGGGGUGAAGGCGUCCCGAGGGGACGAGGUUCUGGUGGUGAACGUGAGCGGCCGGCGCUUCGAGACCUGGAAGAACACGCUGGACCGCUACCCAGACACCCUGCUAGGCAGCUCGGAGAAGGAAUUCUUCUAUGACGCGGACUCGGGCGAGUACUUCUUUGAUCGCGACCCGGACAUGUUCCGGCACGUGCUGAACUUCUACCGCACCGGCCGCCUGCACUGCCCGCGGCAGGAGUGCAUCCAGGCCUUCGACGAAGAGCUGGCUUUCUACGGCCUGGUGCCCGAGCUCGUGGGCGACUGCUGCCUCGAAGAGUACCGGGACCGCAAGAAGGAGAACGCCGAGCGCCUGGCCGAGGACGAGGAGGCCGAGCAGGCCAGCGAUGGCCCAGCCCUGCCGGCCGGCAGCUCCUUGCGGCAGCGGCUCUGGCGGGCCUUCGAGAACCCGCACACGAGCACCGCAGCCCUCGUUUUCUACUACGUGACAGGCUUUUUCAUCGCCGUGUCGGUCAUCGCCAACGUGGUGGAGACCAUCCCGUGCCGCGGUCCCGCGCGGCGGCCCCCGAGGGAGCAGCCCUGCGGCGACCGCUUCCCCCUGGCCUUUUUCUGCAUGGACACGGCCUGUGUGCUCAUAUUCACGGGCGAGUACCUCCUGCGGCUGUUCGCCGCCCCCAGCCGGUGCCGCUUCCUGCGGAGUGUAAUGAGCCUUAUCGAUGUCGUGGCCAUCCUGCCCUACUACAUCGGGCUUUUCGUGCCCAAGAACGAGGAUGUCUCGGGCGCCUUCGUCACCCUACGUGUGUUCCGGGUGUUCCGCAUCUUCAAGUUCUCCAGGCACUCACAGGGCCUGCGGAUUCUGGGCUACACCCUCAAGAGCUGUGCCUCUGAGCUCGGCUUUCUCCUCUUUUCCCUUACCAUGGCCAUCAUCAUCUUCGCCACUGUCAUGUUUUAUGCCGAGAAGGGCACAAACAAGACCAACUUUACUAGCAUCCCUGCGGCCUUCUGGUAUACCAUUGUCACCAUGACCACACUUGGCUAUGGAGACAUGGUGCCCAGCACCAUUGCUGGCAAGAUUUUCGGAUCCAUCUGCUCCCUCAGCGGUGUCCUGGUCAUUGCACUGCCUGUGCCAGUCAUCGUGUCCAACUUUAGCCGCAUCUACCACCAGAACCAGCGUGCUGACAAGCGCCGAGCACAGCAGAAGGUGCGCUUGGCAAGGAUCCGGUUGGCGAAGAGUGGUACCACCAAUGCCUUCCUGCAGUACAAGCAGAAUGGGGGCCUUGAGGACAGCGGCAGUGGGGAGGAACAGGCGCUGUGUGUCCGGAACCGGUCUGCUUUCGAGCAACAACAUCACCACCUCCUGCACUGUCUAGAGAAGACAACGUGCCAUGAGUUCACGGAUGAGCUGACCUUCAGCGAGGCUCUGGGCGCCGUCUCACUGGGGGGCCGCACCAGCCGCAGCACCUCCGUGUCCUCCCAGGCAGUGGGGCCCGGCGGCCUGCUGUCCUCCUGCUGCCCCCGCAGGGCCAAGCGCCGUGCCAUUCGCCUCGCCAACUCCACGGCCUCGGUCAGUCGCGGCAGCAUGCAGGAGCUGGACACACUGGCAGGGCUGCGCAGGAGCCCUGCCCCUCAGAGCCGCUCAAGCCUCAAUGCCAAGCCCCAUGACAGCCUCGACCUGAACUGCGACAGCCGGGACUUUGUGGCUGCCAUCAUCAGUAUCCCUACCCCUCCUGCCAACACGCCGGACGAGAGCCAACCUUCCUCCCCUGGUGGUGGUGGUGGGGCCAGCAGCACCCUCAGGAACUCCAGCCUGGGCACCCCUUGCCUCCUCCCGGAGACUGUCAAGAUCUCUUCCCUGUGAGCGGUGGGUCCGCCCGUCCAGAGGGCCCUCUCGAUUUUUGGGGACUCCUUUCCAAAGCCAUAUUUUGGGGAGGCCGGGAGGGGCAGGCCUGGGGACCCCUUCUGCCCCCCACUGAGAACUAUGCAAUGGAGUUUGAUGGAACGGCUCACCUGGUGGGGAAGCAGCCAGGGAAGGGGAAACUUUCCCCACCCCCGAUGGUUUUUCCAGGGGGCGCUGAAGUGCUGGGCCUCCUCAGGCCCCCCCGCCCCCCCCCCCCCCCGGCCUCCUUGCCCCAGCAUGCUGGGGCUGGCCUCUCUCCCCUAGCUGGCCUCCUGCAUGCUCCUCCUCUUGGGCCCCCGGGGGCCCCACCUGACAUCUGAGCUCUGGCCUGAGAAGGAGAGAUGAGAUUCCCUCUUCUCUCUGGCUGGGCUGUGGAGGUUUGGGGGUUCAGAGAAGAGAACCUUCGCCUCUGAUCUGGCCUCUAGGAGAUGUCCCUGCCCUCCACCGAGCCCCACAAAUCCCCAGUUCUGAAGCUUGGAAUGCAACCACAGGCUUCAUGGGCUGUGGCCUCAGCAGUGACUUGCCAGCCCCCAGCCUUGGCUCAGGGGUCAGGCUGCCUCUCCCAAUCCACACAGAUAGCACAAACACCACUCCCCUUUCCUGGCUGCUGGAAACGGGUGCCUGCAACCCCGUCCUCCGCUGGGCCCCCAGCAAACUCUAGCAAUAGCAGCUGCUGCCAUGACAAUUAUGCAAAGCCUCUCUGCCCAGUCUGCUGCAGCAUUUACAUCUGCCCUAAUCAGAGGGGCCGCCUCCACCCACUCCUCCUCUCUUCUCCUCUGGUUUGCUUCCUUCCUGGGUUCAGCUGGAGUCUGGACUGGCUGAGAUAAGAGCCUAGCAGCCAGCGAGAGCUGGGCUGUGUUUGGAGAUCAUAGCUGAUUCCAAGUUCUUGGGCAGGAGUCCAGAAGCAUCAGGGGCUGAGGCCUGGGUUGUUCCUGAACUCUGGGAGUUGUUGGGGGCAGGAGGAACUUCUUGAUCUCCUCUUCCUCCCUCCCCCAACCCCACAGAGCCUUUUCACAUAUUCCUCUCUCUUUUCCCUCUUGGGUCACCUUCCAGAACUCUGUGUCUGCUCUCAGGCUGAAAUCUGGCAUCAUCUCAGGUUCCCUGUCCCCAGCACUGUCCCCGUGGAGCGGGUGGCUGACAAAGAUGUAGUUUCCAUCAGUCAAUAAAACCUGAGAGGAGAGAUGGG